This is a messenger RNA of Tarenaya hassleriana, 534 nucleotides long. Its product is annotated as defensin-like protein 194. Gene Ontology annotation, molecular function: sodium channel inhibitor activity. The record is from RefSeq and is a predicted model, not a curated record. Bases 26 to 331 code for a protein of 101 amino acids. NCBI's taxonomy places the organism in Eukaryota, Viridiplantae, Streptophyta, Magnoliopsida, Brassicales, Cleomaceae. The transcript is spliced from 2 exons. Gene Ontology annotation, cellular component: extracellular region.
GAAAGAGAGAGAUAUAGAGAGAGAAAUGGCCAACGCAAUCAAGCCUGCUUCCAUCUUCCUCGUGUGCUUUCUUCUCUUCCUCGCGGUGAUCGAAGUGCCGAAGAUAGCAGCCCAUGACGACGAGGAAUGCUUGAAAGAGUAUGAAGAUCAGCCGCUGACGUUGUGCCUUGCUCUGAUUUAUCCGAGCCUUUGUUACUUCAGAUGCCGUCAAGACAAGAAAGCUUUAGGCGGACAAUGCAAGCCGGGUGAAUACGAUAGACCUACUUGCUACUGUGAUUAUUGCAGCGACAAACCACGAGCUCCCAUUCAAUUGAAAUCCAACUAUGCUUAAUCUAUAUAUAUAUAUAUAUAUAUAUAUACGCAUGCUCGAUGAAGCAGAAGCCCAUGUCAUACAUGUGUCCCAUAUGGUCCUCGUCUAAUGUAAUAAUAAAGAACGACCAAAGGGUUAUAUAUGUCUUUUCCCCUUUUGUUACCAUGUUAUUUUACCACCUUUUGUAAUGUUCCCCUAACAAAUAAUGGCAUCUCUUAUAUGUU